This is a messenger RNA of Plutella xylostella (diamondback moth), 1247 nucleotides long. It is a transcript of the gene Ufm1, whose product is annotated as Ubiquitin-fold modifier 1. Lineage: Eukaryota; Metazoa; Arthropoda; Insecta; Lepidoptera; Plutellidae. Gene Ontology annotation, biological process: protein K69-linked ufmylation. Gene Ontology annotation, cellular component: nucleus; cytoplasm. The record is from RefSeq and is a predicted model, not a curated record.
ACAGUAAUAGUAAACGUCACUUUAUUUCGUUUCGGUGGUGUCCUUGUUGGAUCGAAUUUAUUCACAUUUUCUCUCUAAAAAUUGGUUUAAAACUUUAAAAUGUCUAAAGUUACAUUCAAGAUUACUCUCACUUCGGACCCGAAAUUGCCAUUCAAAGUAUGGAGCCAGCUCUAGAAGUCUACAGUGAAUUUACGCCGCAUUUAUGAAUAGAAAAUGGAGAAGGCUGUUGUCCUUCAGUUCCUGGACUUCUUCCAAGACUUUAUUAACUUAUGCCACAGUGAGAACUGGCCCAACAAUAACACAACAGAAGAAGAAAUCAAAAAUGCUUUCCUUACCUCUCAGCACAUUGAGAAAUGUUUAGACAAACUACAGAAAAAACAUCUCUUAGAUAGCUUUUUAACUGUACUGAAUGACAAAGAAGAUAAUGCAGAUGUGUUCAUCAAAAAUUGCAUCUCAGAUCCACCCAAGAGUAUCCUGAAAAAAAUAAUUAAUAGUAAAACAAAAAUUACACAAAUGGAUGUGGGAUUCAAGAUAUUUUUACAAAUGUAUUCAGAAGAUAAGCUUCAGAGAUAUUUGACUGAUUUCAUAGUAGAAGCUGCCUCUAAGGAGACCUUGCUCAAACAUUUAGGGGAUUUCUCAAGUGAAAAGUUAUUGAAGCUGAAGUCUAAAUUGCUUCUUGCUGAGCUAGUGUCAUGUGAGGAUCCACAGGAGCCUAUUUUAGAAAUGUUACGAAACUGUGAUCAAGGUACAACCGAGUUGUUAGUCCUAAGUUUACUUAAUCAAGAAGUUAAAUACAGGGAAACUGUGUCUAAAAUUAAAGCCACAUUUCUUAUGGCUAUUUCUAGCAAAUCUGAUAAGACAUACCAGAAACUCUGGAAGCACCUUUUUAGUAUUGAAGAUAAAGAUUUGUUGGAAUUAUGUUUAGAAUACAGUGAUUUGUUUAAAGUGAUGUCAAAGGGACUUAUUGAUUGUAGCAAAUUACUUAGGGAGCAAAUGUCGGCAGAGUAUUUUUACAUAAACGUAACAUAUUCAGAAUUAGUUCUAGCAACUCAAAAACUAUGCCAAAAUGCUAUUUUAAAGGAGGACUUCUUUGCUAUAGUUUCCGAAAAUUCUUCAGAUCUGAGUUUUUGGGAGAAUAUGCUUUUGUAAUCAUGUUUUUUGAAUAAGUGCCUAAAUUAUGUGGUGGACUUUUAUACAAUACUCUUGAAUUAUGAAAGUUAAUAAACAGUAUAAUUAUUUAGUAUGUA